This is a messenger RNA of Lutra lutra (Eurasian river otter), 6165 nucleotides long. Its product is annotated as zinc finger protein 154-like. The record is from RefSeq and is a predicted model, not a curated record. Gene Ontology annotation, biological process: central nervous system development; regulation of transcription by RNA polymerase II. Lineage: Eukaryota; Metazoa; Chordata; Mammalia; Carnivora; Mustelidae. Gene Ontology annotation, molecular function: RNA polymerase II cis-regulatory region sequence-specific DNA binding; DNA-binding transcription factor activity, RNA polymerase II-specific. Gene Ontology annotation, cellular component: nucleus. The coding region runs from base 213 to 1781 and encodes 522 amino acids. The transcript has 3 exons.
GUGGCCAUGAUAGCUGCUGUCGGUUUUGCGCGCCCGGUGAGGGUCUGGCUUUCUGCGUCCAUACUGACUUAACGCGACCGAGAAGCGGCGAGAGGAGGCCCUGUCCGCGCUGCACGCUCGCGGAUCCACAACUCGGCAACGCGGCCCGGGCAGCCCCUCGCCGGGGCGGAGACCGGGACCACCGGCCCGGUGCUCUCCGCCCACCGAGCCCGAUGGCGGCGGCCGCGCCCAGGGACCCGGCUCCGGGCAGGGUGACCUUUGAAGACGUGGCUGUGUACUUCUCCUGGGAGGAAUGGGGUCUCCUUGAUGAGGCUCAGAGAUGUCUGUACCAGGAUGUGAUGCUGGAGAACUUGGCACUUAUAACCUCCUUGGGCUGCAGGCAGGGAGCAGAGGAUGACCAGGCACCUGAGCAGAGCGUUUCUGUACAAAGAGCGUCACAGGUCAGGACUUUCUGGACAGUUGUGUCUCCCCAGAAGGCCCAUCCUCGUGAGGUGUGUGGCCAGGACUUGAGAGACCUUUUGCUGUCCAGUGAGCACCAGGCAACACUUUGUGGACAGAAUCUCUACAGUAUUGGGGCACACAAGGGACAGUUGUAUUUCGAUGCAGACCUUCCGCACCAGGAGCCGCACACUGGAGAGAAAUGCUUCAGAAGCAACACGGGCAGAGCCUCUUUUGUGAAGGACUACAAAUUCUGUGUGUUAGGGAAACCCUUUUCCUGUGGGGAGGUGACAUCUUGGCCUGUGAGGGACAUCUUGGCCACCUCGAGAUUCCCCCAGCAUCAGGCCCCACCCAGCAGGGAGACGUCAUACAGGAGGACUGAGUAUGGGGCGUCCUCCCAUGGAAGGAAACUGCAACGCAGCUGGGCAGAAGGUAUGAAGGACUUCAGUUGCAAACACACACUUGCUCAUCACCAGAGAGACCUCACUAGAGAAAGAUGCUUCAUGUGCAGUGAAUGUGGGAAAUCUUUUAGCAAGAGCUACAGCCUCAGGGACCACUGGAGAGUGCACACUGGGGAAAAGCCUUACGAGUGUGGGGAAUGUGGGAGGUCGUUUCGGCAGAGCUCUAGCCUCAUUCGGCACCGGAGAGUUCACACUGGAGCAAGGCCUCAUGAGUGUGACGAAUGUGGCAAAUUAUUUGGCAACAAGUCUAACCUCAUUAAACAUCGGAGAAUUCACACUGGAGAACGGCCGUAUGAAUGUAGUGAAUGUGGGAAAUCCUUCAGCGAAAGCUCUGCACUCCUUCAACACCGCAGUGUUCACACGGGAGAAAGGCCUUAUGAGUGCAGCGAGUGUGGAAAAUUCUUUUCCUACCACUCCAGUCUCAUAAAACACCAGAGAGUUCACUCAGGAUCAAGGCCCUAUGAGUGCAGUGAAUGUGGAAAAUCCUUUACUCAAAACUCCAGCCUCAUCGAACACCGUAGAGUUCAUAGUGGAGAAAGGCCUUAUAAGUGCAGCGAAUGUGAGAAAUCUUUUAGCCAAAGUUCUGCACUGCUUCAACAUCGGAGAGUUCACACUGGAGAAAGGCCUUAUGAGUGCAGUGAAUGUGGGAAAUUCUUUACUUACAGUUCUAGUCUUCUCAGACACCAGAGAGUACACACUGGAUCAAGGCCUUAUGAGUGCACUGAGUGUGGGAUAUCCUUCACUCAAAACUCCAGUCUCAUUAAGCACAGGAGAAUUCAUACUGGAGAAAGACCUUACGAGUGCAGGGAGUGUGGGAAAUCCUUUAGCCAUAGUUCUAGCCUCAUUAAGCACAGAAAAGUACACGCUGGAGAAAGGCUUUAGGAGGACAGUGACUUUGAAACAUUCAUCCGGGUCUUCCAUUUCAGUGACCAUUCAGAUAUUCACGCUGAAACGGCUCUAUGAGUAUCUGAAUGUGGGAUAUUCUUUACCUAUGAGUCCUAACUCCUAAAACAUGACAGUGUCCCCCUCGAUGAAGGCCCAUGAGUGUGGAGAAUGGAAAAUGGCUAACCAAAGGCUAACCUCACCACACUCCAGAGAACUCACAGUCAUGAAAGCCCUUACAAAAGCCUUGAAAAUGAGAAAGCCUUCUAUUGAAGGACUUGACGUCAUAGGAGUUCACAAAUUUCAAAUGGGACAACUACCUUAACUGUGCAGGUAUUUAUUUGAUGAGAGUAACAGCACUGGAGGAAAUCCCUCAUGAAGGUGCCAUUUGCCUGUGUUGACGUUCAUAUAUUCAAACAUCGACAUAAAUCCCAGGUAUGUAGCAGCUGCACUGCAGUCUUUGAACCUGCCCAGGGCCGUAUCCCAGUGUCAGGGCAAUUGCUGGAGGACUAAUCAGCAGCCCGAGCACUUACUCCUUCCCCAUUUUUCUUCUCUGAGGAGAGGGCAUGGAUCUCACCCAGUUUUGUCCUAGAGGACUGUUGGUGAUUUGAAAAGGAGGAUGGCGUAUCAGGGAUGUAUCAUCCUUGUGAAACUCUGAAGGCAUUUCCCCAGCCUCCAAAUCACCAACCCAGGAACAGUCUGCCUCCCAUUGCUCUUGCUGUAUGACAAUAAAGAUCAUAUUUUUUAAGCCACCAUUAAUCUUUUUUUUUUUUUUAAAGAUUUUAUUUAUUUAUUUGACAGAAAUCACAAGUAGGCAGAGAGGCAGGCAGAGAGAGAGAGGGAGAAGCAGGCUUCCCACCGAGCAGAGAGCCCGAUGCGGGGCUCGAUCCCAGGACCCUGGGAUCAUGACCCGAGCCGAAGGCAGAGGCUUUAACCCACUGAGCCACCCAGGCGCCCCAAGCCACCAUUAAUCUUGGGGAUUCUGUUCACUCUGUGUGUGUUGAAAUUAACUGUGUUUGCGGGCAUGAAGGGGUGAAGAGAGUUGUGUGCCUCAGAGGGGACUGUAUGAUGGCAGAAGACAGCUCCGCAGCUUUGACCUAGUUUGCAUGGCUGCUCCAAGGCUUUAAGGAAAGACUGCAGGGCUCCGUGGUCCUGAGUUAUAGCUGGAUGCCAGGAUGUUUUGUGGGGUCACCCUGAAGUGGGGGCUGUUGUUGGUUGUUGUUUCACAGCCUUUAGUGCUUUUGAGCAAAUGGUCUUGUUCUCUUAUUCACAGGGGCUAUUGAUGGUGAAGGAGGUCUAUUCUCCAGGCCCAGCAGCAGCGCCAGGGGCCUUGAUCCCCUGAAUUCUGUAGCGUAAUGUCACUGAUUUUAAGAUUAUAAAGACUAGGGACACCUGGGUGGCUCAGUUGGUUAAGUGGCUGCUUUUGGCUCAGGUCAUGACCCCAGCGUCCUGGGAUCGAGUCCCACAUCGGGCUCCUUGGUGGGGAGCUUGGUGGGGAGCCUGCUUCUCCCUCAGCCUCUGCCUGCCAUUCUGUUGCCUGUGCAGGCUCAUUCUCUCUCUCGGACAAAAGAAUAAAUAAAAUCUUAAAAAAAAAAAAGAUUAUAAGGACCAGGGGAAUGACCGUUGGUCCAGAAACACUGGAUUAAUAGAGAGUGCAGGAGACCAAUAAACAGGUUGCAGUGUACCUGUUUGGGAAGGGCAUGCACAGAGUUUAGGUGGGAGGACUGUGAAGGAUGAGCGGGUAGAGAAAUUCUCAGGACCCCCAGAUGGAUGUAUCUUGUGUAGGGCCUGUCAGGAGAAAGUACACUACUAGGUUUUGUGGAUUCCUUGGUCCCUCUGGGUUGUCCACCAAAGGUCAUGGUUGUGCAUGGCAGCGAAGCAAGGACAGAGACGGGAGAGAUCUCUUGGUGCAGCCAUGAGGUCUUUGUGACUCAGCCAGUAUCCAUGUUGAAUGAACUGGGAAUGCCUUCAUUGCUCACCUGUUUGUACAGAUGUCUUCUGAUGAGGAGAAAGAUGGUGGAGUCCGUAUGGUGGCCAGACCUAAUCUUCUAAAGCGUAGAGAACCCAACUUAAUUUGAACCGUGUUGUUAAGUUUCGGUAAGGUACAAAUGACAUGCAAUGUCCAUCAUUAAAUUGUGCAGUUUGACACUGACUUUCACAUAAGCCCAUGAGGCCAUCAGUCAUGAUAAUAAAGUUUUCCAUCACCCCCACUUUUCCUUUGUGUUCUUUAAUAAUCUGUCCUCGAGGCGGCCAUUGACUUUUCGUCAUAAUCAAUGAGUUUGCACUUUCUAGAAUUUGUAUGAUUGAAGUUGUGAAGUGUUGUGUCCUCCUUUUCCUUGGGUCCCCUCGUGAGACGCAUUUAUUUUACAGUUCAUCAGUGGUGCUUACACGAACAGUUCACUGUAUCUAUGAGAUAUCCAUAUAGCACUAUUUAUUUACUUAUUCAUCUGUUCAUGGAUAUUUUACGUGUUUCCACUUUUGUGGGCUGCAAGUCAGUCUACUGCAGAAGGGGCGCCUGGGUGUCUCAGUCGGUUCCAAGUUCCGACUGCUGGUUUGGGCUCAGGUCACGAUCUCAUGGUUGAGACUGAACCCAGUGAGCCUGGUGUUGGGCUCCGCCCUGAGCGUGGAGCCUGCUUAAGAUUCUCUCUCUCACUCCCUCCCCUCUGCCCCAGCCUCCCUCACCCCCACUGCCCGCCCCCCACCCUGCUUUCCCACGUGCAGUGGUGCUUUCUUGCCCCUAAGUAAACAACUAUUUUAACAUAUGACAAAUGUUAUUAAUGCUCCAUUUUCUCAAUUUGACUCACAAAUGUUGUUUCUUAAGCCAUGUGUAUUGCAGUUAAGAUCCAGACUGUUUCCCAACGCCCUACAGUAGCUGUCUCGCAUGUCUGUUAACCCACGGGUCCCACUUGCCUUGCUACUGUUGGCUGAGGCCCUUGUUCAUUAGAGCUUGCCGCGUCCUGGGCGCUGCUUAUCGAGUCUCGGAGGCUGUCCAGCUGACCACCCGCGCCCACAAUCCUGCACACUAGCUAGUGAGGAGACAGGUGAUGAGGUUUGUCCCCGCAGGCGUGUGUGGUGGUGACUGUCGGGAUGUGGGACAGAAUCUUCCUCUCCCCCGUGGGUCCUCUCCACACUUCACUAUUUGAGACGUGUGCUCACCAGCACCACCAUGCAGUUAAUUCUGCCUCUGACCACCCGGAGACAGCAUCCCAUCGCACGGGGUAAAAGGCUCAGUCCCACAGGAAGACUGUCCCCUUCGCAUGCCAGGCACAAAUCCAGGUUGCCCCCUGUGCCUCAGACUGACUGGCUAUAAACCAGAGGCUCCCAACCCUUGCUCUCACUCCAUUACCUUGCUGGGGUGGUUCACGGAACCCUGGGGAAGUACGUUCACAGGCCGAUGAAGAACAACAUGGGGUGAGGUGCAGAAGGGCCUCCGGUGCAAGAGCUUCUGUCCUCAGGGAACCUCAGUGUGCCACCCCCAGGCGUGUUCACAGACCUGGGGGCUCCUCAGCUGUCCGUGUUCGGGAGUAUUUACAGAGCUUUCAGCUCCAGCUCCAGCCCCUUCCUGGAGGCCAGUGGGUGGGGCUGUGAGUUCCAAGCCUCUAAUCCCCGCCCUUUCUGAUGGCCACGCCCCACGCUGAUUCUGCUUAGGACCCGCACCCUAACACACCUCUUUAGCAUAAAUUCAGGUGGGCUCCAAAGGGGGCUCCUUAGGAAUGACACAAGGUACUCCUAUCACUCAGGAGAUAACAAGGGUUGUAGGCGCUCUGUGCCAGCAACAGGGCACCAGGGACCAAGACCCGAUAGAUUUCUUACACCACAUUAUUGAAUAGAUAUUAAGCCGGAAUGUGAUGUGCACCAGAAAUCAGCUAAGAAAUUACAAAGACUUCCAUGAAAAAAUCUCACCGUGUCAUACAAAAAGCAGAUAGAACCCAUUACAUACAUAUUUAGAAGAGAAAUAGACCGUGUUCUCAAGUAAGUUCACUUGAGAGCAUCAUCUUCACACAAAGUUCAUCCUAACUUCAUGUUUGUAAUUGGGGUGACCAUGUAUGUUAGUUUAUUCACCUUAUUCAAAGGAAAAAGAAACUUACUUGCAUGACAGCAAGUACUUUCUGGAAUUAACACAGGUCAUGAACACAGGAGUAAGGGAGCCCUAGUGGCCAAAGGCCUGUGUAGUCUUCAAAGGGAUUAGGAGGUGCUUAUAAUUUCUCUAAACUAAAUGUUGUGAGAAAAGGGAGGGGGAGAGUCUCUCCUCUUAAUCAACAAGGAGAAUUGAGACUCUCAUUUUUAAUCUGCAUUUCACAUAGCUGAAAACACAGAGGACACCUGACAUUCUGCCAACUGAUGGAUCUACCUAAGAAGAUACCCUACUGAAAUAAUCUCUCAG